GAGAGGGUUGGUCUAUUACGUACUGCUAAAGGCUGACACAACUGUUCUGAUGUCCAUGGCUAGCGUUUCCAAUGAAAUUACCUUUGAUUUCAAAAAGAAGGCGCACCAGUGGUGUAAUCAGUACUUAGGAGGAAGCUGGAGAAACAUAUCCAUAGAUGAUUUUUCCAUUCAAGUGUUAGGAGGUGGCCUGAGCAACAAGUUAUACAUUUGUUCCCUCCCCGAAAGUUAUGGAGUUGGGAAAGAAGAGAGGAGAAAAGUUGUCUUGCGCAUCUAUGGUCCGCUGUACGAUGAACUUGUCACAAGUAUUGGUUGCCUAAUUGCAGAUUCGGUUGUUUUUGCCUUGCUUUCAGAAUGGAAUAUUGGACCAAAGCUUUUUGCUAUAUUUCCUGAGGGUAGAUUGGAGGAAUUACUUAUGGCAAAAAGUCUUGCAAGAGAGGAUCUGGCAAAACCUGAAUUGUCAGUGAGAAUUGCACAGAAAACGGCGGAGUAUCAUCAAUUACAACUACCCCUCUGCAAGGAUCCAGAUUAUUUAUGGAACACAAUAUCUGAAUGGAGCAAAGAAGCUUUGCAAACACAUUUUAAUGAACAAGAUAAAGCUGUGAAGUUGGCCAAACUCAAAAGUAUAGAUUUAAAAAAAGAAUAUGAUUUUUUAAGAAACUAUUUAGAAAUGGCAACUUCACCAGGACCAGUUACAUUUUGCCAUAAUGAUCUCCAACAAGGCAAUAUUUUGAGAGUCUCCAAAGAACUGCAAGAAAAUAAUGAAGAAGAUUUUGACUUAAAGCUGAUAGACUUUGAAUUUAGUGCCUACAAUUACAGGGCUUUUGACUUAGCAAACCAUUUUUGUGAGUGGAUGUUUGACUACUCUGUUCCUCCUCCACAAUACUUUUCCAUGUCUCUUAAAAGUUGGCCCAGCAAAGAACAACAGUUGAUCUUCAUCAGAGCGUACCUUGGAAAAGAUACAAAGGAAAAUAAUUAUACUUCAGCUGAGUGUACAAUAGAGGAAUCAGAAUUGUUAGAUCAAGUGAACAGAUUUGCCCUGGCUUCACACUUCAUGUGGGGUCUGUGGGGAGUUGUACAAGAGCGAUUGAACUCUGCCGGUAACGGAAUCCAAUUUAAUUAUUUGGAUUAUGGCUUGGCACGAUUCGAAGCUUAUCAUCAUCGCAAGAAAGAGUUAGGUCUCAUUUAAAGACCACCAUUAUCUGACAUAUAGAUGUAUAAGAAUGAUAUACUUCUAGCACCAAUUUACGUAUAGAAAAGUAAGUUAUAUGAAUACUCUAAGGAAGUUAUAAUAAUUGUCAAGAUCAAAAUUUUUUAUAAGAUUUACAGAAUUUGUUAAUGUGUGACUUUUUUCUUGUUCCCGUGUAUGUAGACAGUAUAAAAAACGCUCUCGUUUCUAUACUUUUUAAUGCUUUUCUUGAAAUUAUGUUAAUAUACAUGUUUAAAAUUGAUUAUUGUACAUGGACAUACAAUAAGAAAGUAAUAUAUCAAUUAUAUUAAGAUUUCUACCUCAUAAAAAGGAUAAUGAGCGAUAUUUUAGUAGUUAAAAGAAUUUGGUCUCGAAAAGUAUCAAGGUUUUACAAUGUGAAAGUUUGGGCCGAUGGUAAUAUUCUAAUGACUCAAUUUUGCAUGCUUUGUCAAAUUUUGGUGUGAAUUUGUUAGAGUUGGAUCGUGUGAUGUGCGCGAGGGGUGGAAUGCAAUAGAAGUUAUAUUAAGGUUGUUUUAAAGAUUGUCGUAGUUAUAGAGGAGGUCAGGGAAAACAGAAAAAUUUCAAGGUGUCAGGGGUGAAGAAAUGGAGAGAUUCUUGUAAGUGAGUUUAUGAUUAAGAUGUGGAUGCAGAUGUUAUUUUGUGGUUUUCGUUUUGUCGCUCUAAAGGACUUAGUAUGGUCCAAGCGAAAACAAAGUAAUAGCCUUCCCUUAGUCAAACAAGAUAAAAGGUAAGAUUUCACCGAAAUCUCGGUAUAGCAAGGGUCACACAAGAUCAAGCUGAGGGAAGAUUUUUUUUUGUACUUGUAUAUCAAAUAAACAAGCUCUUACAAAAAUGUUAUUCGGGUUCUCCCUAAGUGUAUGACUCCAUGGUCGAAAUAAAGUCAACCAACCUUCCUU
Molecule: messenger RNA, 2103 nt
Organism: Pocillopora verrucosa
Lineage: Eukaryota; Metazoa; Cnidaria; Anthozoa; Scleractinia; Pocilloporidae
Product: choline kinase alpha-like
Biological process (GO): CDP-choline pathway; phosphatidylethanolamine biosynthetic process
Cellular component (GO): cytoplasm
Molecular function (GO): ethanolamine kinase activity; choline kinase activity
Source: RefSeq, a predicted model, not a curated record